AUGGCCCUCUGGACGCACCUCCUGCCCCUGCUGGCUUUGCUGGCCCUCUGGGCACCGGCCCCAAGCCGAGCCUUCGUUAACCAGCACCUGUGUGGCUCCCACCUGGUGGAGGCGCUCUACCUGGUGUGCGGAGAGCGCGGCUUCUUCUACACGCCCAAGGCCCGGCGCGAGGUGGAGGACCCGCAGGCCUCAGCCUCGUCCCCCUCCUCCUCCUCCACGUCAACCCGGCUGGAGGGUCUGGGGACCGCAGCCAGAGCACCCCCUACUUUGGCGGCGACUGCUAAUAUUGGCCCGACCAGUGGAUCAUCGGCCGGGCAGCUUCAGCAGAGAGGUUUGGGCACCAGUGACUCCCCGGUCCUCUUUAUCCACCGCCCGGGAACUUCGGGGACUACGCAGCGACUAGAGUACAGGGGCCGAAGAGUCACUGCAGAACUCCUUGAGGAGGAGGUGGAUCCCAAGCCCCAAGGCCCUGCAUCUCAUCCAGCAGAGACCCCUGCCCAGGCUACCCCCCAGCCAGAGCCCCAAGCUGCCCGAGAACCCAGCCGGGAGGUGAGCUGCUGCGGCCUGUGGCCCAGGUGGUCGCCGCGUGCUCAGAACUGA
Messenger RNA from Odobenus rosmarus divergens (Pacific walrus), 600 nucleotides. RefSeq names its product insulin (gene INS). Gene Ontology annotation, cellular component: extracellular region. The coding region runs from base 1 to 600 and encodes 199 amino acids. The record is from RefSeq and is a predicted model, not a curated record. Gene Ontology annotation, biological process: glucose homeostasis; positive regulation of protein secretion. Lineage: Eukaryota; Metazoa; Chordata; Mammalia; Carnivora; Odobenidae. The transcript has 4 exons. Gene Ontology annotation, molecular function: hormone activity.